Molecule: messenger RNA, 1221 nt
Organism: Emiliania huxleyi CCMP1516
Lineage: Eukaryota; Haptophyta; Isochrysidales; Noelaerhabdaceae
Exons: 2
Coding region: 1-1221 (406 amino acids)
Cellular component (GO): membrane
Molecular function (GO): lipase activity
Source: RefSeq, a predicted model, not a curated record
AUGUCGGCGUGGAUGAAGCGCCACUCAUCGAGAGACACGUCGCCGAGAGUGUUCGAGGCUGUGCGUAAGGCGGCGGACGAGGCGAAGAGGUCGGCGACGGCGGUGCGCGACGGCAUCUCCAGCAGCGUGGAGGGUAUCUCACACGGCGUCCGCGACAGCGUGGAGGGCCUUUCCCACGGCUUCGAGCACCUGGGCCCCUUCAGCCCCGGCCCCGCGCCGAGGAAUCCUGCACAAUUCUCGCGGUCGGUGAGAAGCCCCGGAAGGGACCGGAUCGAGACCAUCUCUUCCACGAGCUCAACCUUCAUCACGGCGGGAGGCAUCGAGCUGAAUGUGGAGGAGUUUGUGCCGCCAUCCGGACUAGGAGUGGCGACGCUGAUCCACUAUCACGGGAUUUGCGAAAGCGCAGAGACCGUGGCGGUGCAGCGGGUGGCGCACGCCGCGUGUCAGGCCGGCUGGCGUUGCCUCGUCCUCGAGUUUGAAGGCCACGGGCUCAGCAGCGGCCAGCGGGCGGUGCUCGGCAGCUUCUCGCGCGUCGUGGCGCAGGCCGUUGAGCACGUGAAGUGGGAGCAGAGCGAAGGAAUGAGCUGCUUCGCGCUCUCCGGUCAUUCUUUUGGCGGCGCCGUCGCACUUUAUGUCGCAGAGCACUUUGCGCCCGGCCCAGGGCUGCUCGGCGUUGCCCUCGUGUCGCCCGCCGUCGGCUGCAACGACAGCGCGCUGCCCUCCACGCCGGUCGUCGGCGCUCUGAGGAUGGUGUCGCACAUGACGCCGGGCCUAGCGUCCAACUCGACGCCGCUCGAGGACCCGACGCACUAUGCGCACCCUCCCAACUCCACGCGCAACUACGCCGGCCACUGGCCGCUCGCAACCUCUCGGAUGCUCUACGACCUCACGACCGACCGCGUCGUGCGCGACCUGGCGAGGCGAAAGUUUGAGCUGCAGACAGGCAGGUCAUUCACGAUGGGCCUCUCGCACCCGCUGCUCGUCGUUGGCGCGAGCGACGACCCGCUCGUGCCCUACUCUGCGCUCGAGGACAUCGUGAAGGUCGCCACGGCGCCAAACACGCGGCUGGUGCCGGUCGACACGCGGGAGGAGGGGGUGUCGUGCAACGAGCCCGGCCCGCACAAGUUUGGCAUCCUUUUCGACGACGAGCUAGGCCCCGAAGUGGCCGUCGAGGCACUACGCUGGCUUGAGUCCAUACGCACCAUCCGGCCGCACCCUUGA